Molecule: messenger RNA, 2392 nt
Organism: Marchantia polymorpha subsp. ruderalis
Lineage: Eukaryota; Viridiplantae; Streptophyta; Marchantiopsida; Marchantiales; Marchantiaceae
Source: the annotation of a GenBank genome assembly
GCGGGCGGGGGCGGACAGUACCGGACGUUGUCGGUCCUCGGGGCUCUCUACCUGGAGGGAAGGGAAGGAUGGAGGUGGCGAUGGAGAUGGAGGAGCAGCAGGCCGAUCAUCAAUCAAUGGGCGCCAUGAAUGAGUGUGCGAGCAGUGGAAGACAUCGAAGCGGAGGUUGUCCGAAUGGGGAGGGGGAUUCGGGUUCGAAUGGAUGAGUCGAUGAUGCGUACAAGUUGGCGCACCAUCGUCGAUCGUCGUCGACGUACAGAGAGAGAGAGAGAGAGAGAGAGAGAGCAUUAUUAUGAGACGAAAAGUUUCGAAGUUUCUGCAACGCAUCGAGAUGGAGCGCCCACCUCACGAAACAAUUAAUGCGUUCGUUCCGGCUCGCGGGUUCGGCCAUGCACGCCAUGCAGCGAAUCAAUCAUCCCAUCUCCUGAAAGCGAAUGCCGCUGCCGCUGCGGCAUCGUCGAUCGAUCGAUCGGCAGCAGCAGAUUAAGCAUCAAUUCGAUCAAUUUUAUCGAUUUAUCGAUAAAUCGAUCGAUUGAUUGAUUGCUCGUCUACUUUAUCCAUUCUGCCCUCCCUCCUUCCUUCACUCACCAGCGACCGGCCGGCCGGCCAGCCCUUCUCGUGAAACGCUCAAUCUAUUGCGGAUCAUGAGCGUGUGCGAUGGCUUUCGUCGCCACCAGGGCACAGCCAGCAGACGGGAAAGGGUCCGAGAAAUGAUCGCGUUGACUUGCAUCGCCUUUUCUCGGAAGCAGGGGCAAAGCGAUUUGCGGUGCAACCGAAGGAGAAGGUUUUUUUUAAUCCGUCGCACCGUUCGCAGCGUGGGCCAUGGACCGUGCCAUCGUCGUCGAUGAGCUCUCAGGAGGAGUGGAGCAGAGCCGUAUGGGACGAGGCGUGAGUGCUUUAAUCAUAUUGGGAUGUGGGAUGUGCUCGAAGUCCAAAACGAUUGCAAAAGCUUCGAUCGAUGCAAGGCAAGGCAAUGCUUCGAUCGCAAGGGACAUCGCGAGUUUUUGCGCCUUUCGAUUGCAAUGCCAUGCCGGCAGAUUGUGGACCACAUCGACGACUGCUGCGCGACUGUAGUGGCCAGACCGACUUGCCAUUAUUGCCCGAGCUCUUUCCGAUUCGGGCUCGUGGUCCACAGCUGCUGCUGGAAGGAGACCGUUGCUCGGGGGAGGAGGAGGAGCUUGAGAAAGCAAGCAAGCACAUAAAAACCAUACAAAACACGACGAUCGGCAAAUUGGCAAUCUGCCCCCGAGGAGUAAUGUACUACUACUACUGCUGCUGCUGCUGCUGCUGUGGAACAAUUACCGGAGUUAUGUGGGAAAUCCAUUUUGAACAGUGGCGAUGGAAUUUCAAUUCUGCCUGUGCACAGCACAGCACACCUCAGCGAUGGAUGGAUGGAUGCUCAGAGCGUGGGCCACCACACCAGGUCUGGAUGACGAGCUGAGCUGAGCCCCGUCUGGGCUAUGGAGGAGAUGUGAAGUACACUAUUCUCUCUGACUCACAGUACAGAAUCGUUGCGCAGAGCACCGAAAGAAGGAGAAAAAGAUUUCGCAGGUCGGGGCUUUUGCCAUCUGUCCAUUAUGGUCGUCUCGCCGGGUUGGAGAUCCAACUCUCCACAGUAACCGGGAUGCCAUCUUUUGGCCCUGGGAGAUAUAAAUGUGGACCUCACCAUGAAAGCUCUUUUGUGUGAAGAAGCAGAAGAAGCAGAAGAAGAAGAAGAAGAAGAUGAUGUGGAACACACUUCUCUGACUCCCAAAUCGCUAUAAAAUCGCACACUCACCAACGCAAAUAUAGCCCUCGCGUAAUCUUCCAGAUUUAUGCACUUCCAGGCUUUCCUUCUCUCCGGCCGCUGGGGCCCAUGAGUGAGCAGCCAGCACCAACUCCCCAGAUUUCCAUUGCUCACAUUCCUCGAGACACCAAGUGUGAGGACCACACUCCACACUCUCUUGCUGUCUAAUCCCCUCUUCUCUAGUACCAUUGCAUAGUCGCAUGCAUGAAGCACUCCCUCCCUCUCUCCCUCCCUCUUUGGACUUCGAUCACGACGACCAAUCCAGCUCCCUCCCUUUUGUACUCAUCGACUCAUUCAUAAAACGCUGCAGCCAUUGAUGAGAUUUUGAAUGUGUCGUUGUCACUCUCGGGGCCAACAGAAAGAAGUGAUUGAUCAGCAUCGCUGAUCGAACAGUACUCUGUACUGUUGGAUAAAGAAGGUGAAGGAAGUCGACACCGGCACCCUUUCUCCAUAGCGGAUACGAAAGUGGGUCCAUGGGAUCGAUCAUGACAUUAUAGCUUCAUGCUUGCUGCCACAACAUGAGCCUUCGGAGUUUGGUAGUUUCAGAAAUAUAUAUGUUAGUACAAAUAAAUCAAUAAAUCAUUAUGGCUUCAUGCUUGCUGCCAC